Cooperia oncophora is the source of this 759-nucleotide messenger RNA. NCBI's taxonomy places the organism in Eukaryota, Metazoa, Nematoda, Chromadorea, Rhabditida, Trichostrongylidae. The record is from the annotation of a GenBank genome assembly.
AUGGAAAGUCCGGAAGAAUUCGAGAAGCGACUGGAAGAAAUGCCACCAAAACCGGAGGAGUCGCCUAUCACUGAGGAGCGCGAAGAGCGCCCAAUCGUGACAGAAGUGGUCACAACUACGACGAGAUAUGAGAUGGAAAGUCCAGAAGAGUUCGAGAAACGAAUGGAAGAAGUGUCGCAGAAGCCCGUUGAGGAAUUCGAGCGACGCUAUGAGGAGGAAUCUCCGAAACGAGAAGAGUCACCAGUAACUACGAUGGAGCGUGAACAAUAUCCAGUAGUGACGGAAGUGGUCACAACUACGACGAGGUAUGAGAUGGAAAGUCCAGAAGAAUUCGAGAAGCGACUGGAAGAAGUGCCACCGAAACCGGAAGAAGAAUAUGAGAAGAGCGUGAAGAGCGCCCAGUCGUCACAGAAGUGGUCACAACUACGAGCGCGAGAUAUGGAGAUGAGAGAAGUCACAGAAGAGUUCGAGAAACGAAUGGAAGAAGUGUCGCAGAAGCCCGUUGAGGAAUUCGAGCGACGCUAUGAGGAGGAAUCUCCGAAACGAGAAGAGUCACCAGUAACUACGAUGGAGCGUGAACAAUAUCCAGUAGUGACGGAAGUGGUCACAACUACGACGAGGUAUGAGAUGGAAAGUCCAGAAGAAUUCGAGAAGCGACUGGAAGAAAUGCCACCAAAACCGGAGGAGUCGCCUAUCACUGAGGAGCGCGAAGAGCGCCAUCGCUGGACAGAAGUGCGUCAAACUACGGACGAGAUAUGA